Messenger RNA from Paramecium sonneborni, 297 nucleotides. NCBI's taxonomy places the organism in Eukaryota, Ciliophora, Oligohymenophorea, Peniculida, Parameciidae. The record is from the annotation of a GenBank genome assembly.
AUGUCUAGUGUUCCUUAUAUAAAUAAUAUCUCAAUCAUCUGCAUAAUUAUUAUAAGUCCCGCUAUUAUAUACCCUAAAAUGUCUUAAAAUUAUUCAAUAACAAAAUUUAGAAAUCCUACCUUCAUGAAACAAUUUAUAAGACUUAUUAUAUUUUUCCCAGGUAUUUAAGCCUUUAUUAUACACAUUAUUUGUAAAAUCAAGUAGCAAAUUCCAAAAAUAUAAAAAUAAGAAAUUUAUAUGUUAACAGAUGGUCUAGCAAAUAACACCAAAGCAUAAAGCCAAGAAGAUGAAUUCUGA